ACUUUUGAGUCUCGAUUGGCAGCACAGCGCAAGAUUUCACAGCAGUCGAAGGCUGAAAUGAAGAAGAAUCUUCGCGAAAUCGAAGCCCAACUACGUCCUCAAAUCGAGACAGAAUUACGCAUUCAACUGGAACAGGCAGAACAGGCCAAAGAGGCCCGUCUUUCACGCGAGCACAUGGAGGCCCUAGCAAUGGUCAGUCAGCUACAAGGACAAGUCAAUCAGGUUCAAUCUGAUGCAGCUGCCUUUCAGCAGCAAGCUAAAGCUGCUGAGCAAUCUGUGAUGCAGGCAAAAGUGGAGAGGCAACGCUUGGUUGAAGACUUAGAGGCUCUCGGCGCUAAGCUGAAGUCGCCUGAAUCUUGA
Molecule: messenger RNA, 360 nt
Organism: Protopolystoma xenopodis
Lineage: Eukaryota; Metazoa; Platyhelminthes; Monogenea; Polystomatidea; Polystomatidae
Source: the annotation of a GenBank genome assembly